Molecule: messenger RNA, 1089 nt
Organism: Folsomia candida
Lineage: Eukaryota; Metazoa; Arthropoda; Collembola; Entomobryomorpha; Isotomidae
Product: DNA-binding protein RFX2
Exons: 8
Coding region: 188-883 (231 amino acids)
Biological process (GO): regulation of DNA-templated transcription
Molecular function (GO): DNA binding
Source: RefSeq, a predicted model, not a curated record
UUGAAAAUUGUGACAGAUUCUUCCACCACCACCAUCACUAUUUCUGCGGGAUAAAAAAACUCGGCUUUUUCAUCACCUGCGAAUUACUUUCUUAAAUAAACAUUUAACUCCACAAUUAAUUUAGUCAUCAUUUAAACAAGUUAUCCCAGACUUAAAAAGAAAUUGCGUUCACCUCCAUUUGAAAAUCAUGGCUGAAUCUCUUAAUUCCUAUCUGGAUAAUGGCGAUCUAGACAAACAAAUUUCCGCCGCCAUCGAACGUCUUCACGCGCUCCAAUAUUUUAAGAAUGUACGAAAAUCAGGGCCGAACGAAACUUCAUUUGAAACCAGACGAGAUUUCUAUUACGAGACGAGCACUAGCCAAAGUGGAGGACAAACCGGAAGUGAUUUUAAUUCUGUAGGAAAUCCAGAAUAUCUGAUGCCAAUGAUAAGUCAGGAUCCCUACGGUCAUGAGCAGUCUUUGGAGAGUGGUGCAGACUUCCUGCGACAUAAAACCCCCUCACGACUAAAUAUAUCUCAGAUUCCAUCCGCAGUUAAGAAAUCCAAGAAAGGUAGAAAUAAAUCCGAACAAGAAUCUAUUGAUGCAAGCACUUUCUACCGAACGAAAUACUUGGCUGGGCUAGAGGAAUCGAGAAAGUGCUGCAAAUGGAUAUUGGACAACUGCGAAGCCUCCGAAGGCAGUAAAAUUCCAAAAGGAGGAUUUUACGAACAGUAUUCCGAACAUUGCCUGGCAUCUGGUUCCGUUCCCGGAAUUCCUAUCUGGUUUGGGAAGAAGAUGUUUACCUUGUUUCCCGGCCUCAGCAUUCAGCGGAAGGAUCGCCAACCCAAUUCGACAUCUUGUUACCUUGGUGUUCGCCAAAAAAUAAAAUCGAUGGACUUGCAAUAAAACGUGGAAAAUCAUCAAUUUACACGGAAUUUAGAUCAAGACAUACUACACAAUAUUUAUAUUUGGUAUGUAAUAAAUUGUAUCAUAAUGGAAGUACCAGGCGUUAUUGGGUAACAUCGGAAAUAUAAUUAGGGCAAAUAUUUGGACGGAAUUUUGUAAAUAAGUACACAAUAAAGCCCAGAUGAUAAUCAAUUGAUUUUGCCAAA